AUGCAGGAAGAAAAGUGCGAUAGACCUGUGACGAGGUCACAGGAUUAUGAUUCGGAUUCCACUAGCAGCUCAUUAACCAAAUUGGAGUUUGACGACUCAGAAGAAUUCGAUAGCUGGAAAGGAUGGGCAGUGGUAGCAGCUUCCUCAUGUAUUCUUUUCAUCUACCUCGGAAUUAUCUAUUCAUGGGGCGUGCUGGAGACAGAGCUUGUUGAUACAAUGUCUUUCUCAUUAACAACAAUGACCUUUGUCGGUUCCUUGGCUACCUCAUUUAUGGUUUCGAUCGGAUUCUUAGUCGGCAUGUUCAUUCGACGAGUUGGAUAUCGACGAACUGCGUGUCUUGGUGCUCUCUUGAUGGGACUUGGAGAAUUCAUGGCUAGCUGGGCGACCAAAAGUCUACCUGGUUUGUUUAUUUGUCACGGUGUGGUAUUUGGCAUUGGAGGUGGCUUGACUAUCCUGCCCUGUUCAACUGUGCCUCUUCGGUGGUUCCGCAAGCACCGUGGUCUGGCAACUGGUGUGGUUUUUGGAGGAGGAAGUCUUGGAGCAGCGAUCAUGAGUGUCGCUACAAAUCUACUUGUCGAUGAGGUCGGCGCUGCAUGGACCUUUCGGAUAUUCGGUCUCCUCUUAUGGGCUGUCUGUAUACCAGCAGGACUCUUCAUUCGGAAACCAAAGAAUGCCAACAUAACCGUCCCAGAGCUCCAGUGGUACCGGUUCAAAGAACGAAAAUUCCUUGUUCUGUUCAUCGGUAGUGGACUGGGCUGUUUCCCAUUAUUCGUUCCAUCAUAUUUCAUUCCCAUUUUCGCGCGCGCGGUUGCUUCACAAAAAGUUGCUAUCAUUAUCCUGGCAUUUUGGAAUGUCGCCUCGACCAUCGGGCGGGUAGGAGCUGGAUUCCUAGCUGACUCGGUCUUGGGACCGCUGAACAGUCUCGUUCUAUCUUUGUUUUUGGCCGGUGUCAGCUCUCUAGUGAUUUGGCCCUUUUCAAGCUCCAUCGCGGUAUUGUCCGUCUUCAUUGUGAUCAAUGGUAUGGGCUGUGGUGCAUUCUUUAGUCUCAUUCCCACAACAGUUGGGUCAAUGUUUGGUGCUCGGAAUGCCCUUGGUAUCCUUCCACUUCUCUGGCUCGGAUGGUUCUUUGGUUAUUUCUUUGGAUCACCCAUCGCAGCCGGACUCUAUGCCAUGGCCGACAAAAACUCCGGAAUUUCUGCAUACCGACCAGCCGCUUAUUAUACGGGCGCAAUGUCCAUCGUGGGCAUGUUAAUCAUUGUAUGCGUCCGCUGGAUGUACUGUGGGAAGUUGAUGACCCGCGUCUGA
Penicillium malachiteum is the source of this 1305-nucleotide messenger RNA. RefSeq lists its product as uncharacterized. Gene Ontology annotation, cellular component: fungal-type vacuole membrane. The transcript has 4 exons. Bases 1 to 1305 code for a protein of 434 amino acids. Gene Ontology annotation, biological process: transmembrane transport. Gene Ontology annotation, molecular function: transmembrane transporter activity. The record is from RefSeq and is a predicted model, not a curated record. NCBI's taxonomy places the organism in Eukaryota, Fungi, Ascomycota, Eurotiomycetes, Eurotiales, Aspergillaceae.